This is a messenger RNA of Acanthosepion pharaonis, 513 nucleotides long. The record is from the annotation of a GenBank genome assembly. NCBI's taxonomy places the organism in Eukaryota, Metazoa, Mollusca, Cephalopoda, Sepiida, Sepiidae.
AUGGACACGGAUGAUUGUAAUGUUAACUUAAAAGUCUUCACAGGCAAAUUGUCAGAAGACCCUAAGAUUGUCCUUUCGUGUAGUUCCGUGCCAGGCAAUUCAGUCUGUAGUGAUACUAGCAUCAUGAAGAUUCAAUUAAACCGGAAAGAUCUGGAAACGCAAAAUUAUGAUUUCCGGCUGGUCGUAAAGAAAAGUGAUGACUUACUUGAUGGUUCUAUCAAAAGUUUCCUCUAUUCCAUUGUAAUGGUUGUUGGAAUCAUUGUUGUUGUUGUUUUUGUCAUCCUUGUUGUGAGUUUUAUCUGCUGUUGCUGGGCCAGACGUAGGCAGAGGGGGGUGGUGUUGAAUACGCCAAACACAAUGGUUGCAGCUCCACCCCAUAAUGCCCAAGUGGCCUACCCAAAUCAGCACUUAUUAGCAAUGCCAUCAGCUCCACCAAUGCCAAUGGAUAUGCAGAACAUGAUUCCACAAGGAGAUCCACCUCCAUACCAAGAUGAACCCUGGACACAUCCCUGA